Drosophila eugracilis is the source of this 1173-nucleotide messenger RNA. RefSeq names its product astacin. Gene Ontology annotation, molecular function: zinc ion binding; metalloendopeptidase activity. Bases 47 to 1102 code for a protein of 351 amino acids. Gene Ontology annotation, biological process: proteolysis. The transcript is spliced from 2 exons. Lineage: Eukaryota; Metazoa; Arthropoda; Insecta; Diptera; Drosophilidae. The record is from RefSeq and is a predicted model, not a curated record.
CGAGCCAGGUUCAGUUACCAAUUUCGUGUGCAGCCGUUCGGUUUGAAUGCGGCAUGGCGUGGACACUGUGAGCCCACAGCGAUCGAAUGGAAAUAAAAGCCACUCUCAGCCCAGGCGAAUCCCCAAUCCCAGCUCUAUAAUGUGUGCACAGUUAAGUGGAUCGAAGGUUGUUGUGCUGAUGGUGGGGCUAGUGAUGCUAUCGACGCCACCUGCCAGUGAAAGUGCCAACGUCCCGGAUCGCCGAUAUCCCGCUGGAGUCGAUUUCUUUGAGCACGAAUUCACCAGCGUGGCGGAAGAUGAAUACGAUCCCUAUGGGCCCGACAUUGGUGACGACGACUUGGGGAUCGACGAUCCGGAGACAAUGCCGCGGCUUUUCCAAGGAGACAUUGCCAUUGACCCAUACACCUACAUAACCCUCCGUCUGGGUGUUAAUCCAAUGAGACAUCCUAAGCGACUCUGGCCAAAUGGAACGAUUCCCUUCGAGAUCAGUCCACGAUACGCCAAUCCCGAAAGACAGGCCAUAAUUCAGGCCGUGAAAACGUUCAACUCCCUAACUUGUGUGAGAUUUGUUCCGUACGAUGGGGAAGUAGAUGAUUACCUGCUGAUCGAGCCACCUAUAGAAGGACCCCAAGGAUGUUGGUCGUAUGUGGGAAGGAGAGGCGGAGAACAGGUGGUGUCCCUCCAAAGACCCGACGAAAACAGUGCCCACUGCUUCAGCAGCGAGGGAAGGAUAAUGCAUGAGCUGAUGCACGCCAUCGGGAUUUACCACGAGCAGUCCCGGGCUGAUCGCGACAACUUCGUCAAGAUCCACUGGGACAACAUAGUGCCGCGAUUCAGGAAGAACUUCAAACUGGUGUCGAAGAAAAAGGGGAAGUACGCCUUCGAUUACGACUACAACUCGGUGAUGCACUACGGGGAAUUCUACUUCAGCAAACGGAAAGGGGAAAAGCCCACCAUGACCCCUUUGCAACCCGGGGUAAGGAUCGGCCAACGGAAGACCAUCAGCAAGAUCGACUGCCUCAAGAUCAACGAGCUCUACGGCUGCCUGCAGGGUCGCAGGGCCAAGAUGUACCGCAGUUUCUGCCAUCUACUUGGCCUGUAAAGGAACAACGGAUAAGAGAUUUUAUAAAUCACAUUGAUUUGUUAUUUAAUAAAUUAAUUCGUAGACUUUAA